AUGGCAGCUAAAAAUAUGUUUCAACACAGUAAUAAAAUGACAUACAAUGGUACAAUAGUAGGUGAAAAUUUAAGUUAUUCAUCAGCAUCACCUCCAGAUCCAAUGACAGGAGAUUCAAUGACUCGACCAUGGUAUGAUAAAGAAGAACCAAUGUACCGAUAUGAUAACGACUAUCAACCCCAAUUAACUCAUUUCACGCAGAUAGUAUGGAAAAGUACUAAAGAGGUUGGCUUCGGAAGAGCAAAUAACGUGAACCAAUGGUACGGCGUUGCUGUGUACUAUCCUCCAGGCAAUAUUCAAGGACAAUUUUCUAGAAAUGUGAAAAAGCCGAAAUAA
Didymodactylos carnosus is the source of this 336-nucleotide messenger RNA. NCBI's taxonomy places the organism in Eukaryota, Metazoa, Rotifera, Eurotatoria, Philodinida, Philodinidae. The record is from the annotation of a GenBank genome assembly.